AGUUCACUGGCUAUUUCGAAUCUCUCACCCCUUAUGUAAGAGUUCACCAGCAUCUUCAUUCUCUCAUUCCUGUGCUAUCCUGUUUCCCUAUGCAAGAGUUCACUGGCUAUAUCGAAUCUCUCACCCCUUAUGCAAGAGUUGGUCAGUAUCUUCACUCUUUCAUCCCUAAUGCAAGAGUUCACCAGCAUCUUCAUUCUUUCGUCUCUGUGGUCUGUCCCAUCUCCCUAUGCAAGAGUUCGCCGGCUAUACCGAAUCUUUCAUCCCUUAUGCAAGAAUUGGUCAGUAUCUUCACGCUUUAAUCCCUUAUGCAAGAGUUCACCAGCAUCUUCAUUCUCUCAUCUCUGUGUUGCCCUGUUUCCCUAUGCAACAGUUCACCGGCUAUAUCGAAUCUCUCAUCCCUUAUGCAAGAGUUAACCAGCAUCUUCACUCUUUCAUCCCUAUACUGUCCAAAUCCCUAAUGCAAGAGUUAACCAGCAUCUUCACUCUUUCAUCCCUAUACUGUCCAAAUCCCUUAUGCAAGAGUUAACCAGCAUCUUCACUCUUUCAUCCCUAUACUGUCCAAAUCCCUUAUGCAAGAGUUAACCAGCAUCUUCACUCUUUCAUCCCUAUACUGUCCAAAUCCCUAAUGCAAGAGUUAACCCGCAUCUUCACUCUUUCAUCCUUAUCUAACUUAUACGAGAAAUAACAAGCAAAUUCACUCACCUCAAUGCUGUCCCACUUCCUUAUGCAAGAGUUGACCAGCAUCUUCACUCUCUCAUCAUUGUCAUUGGGAAUUUCUGGGCCAAUAUUAUUCCUUCCUUCCUUCCUUUGUUUUUCCUUGAAUGUAAACAAACAAUAUAUUAGUUUUCAGACGGUGAAUUAAUAUUAUAUAUAAAAAAAUAUACCAAAUAAGAAAAGAAAACAUCGAAAAAAGUGUCAAUAAGCAAUUAGACAUUAUAAUAUACAUAAAAGACCUAAAAAUUACACCAAAAACACAAAUUAAACACGAAAAUAAUAAAGAAAUGUGAAAAAACUAUACAGUGGCCCGUCACAAAGACUUCGCCAUCGAGCUCAAGUUCAAGCUCAACACAUGUCUGCCCGCCGUUGUUUACAUCCUGUCUCCGCCUCGGCCGCCUCCACAUUUCCUGCCCUAUCUCCCUCCACACAGCACCCAGGGACACGCCGCCUUCAGGAAGUAUAGCCAAGGCCUUCCGCCAUGUCGUACUCGCAGCAGAAGGUGUGCGACAAGAUAUUACGGGAGUAUUUCGGCGACAUAGUGGCGAAGGUGGGCGCCGUGCUGUACCAGCGGGGCGCCAACCCCCUGAGGGUCAUCUGCCUGCACGCCCGCCUGGCCCAGGACAAGGUGUCCCAGGCCCUGGCGGUGCUGAUCCAGCACAACCUGGUCACCUGGGAGGAGUGGCGGCCCAGGGUGCCGGCCUACACCCUGCUGUAUGAGAGGGUGCUGCUCAUACUGCGCUUCCCAAGAUACGUGUACCUUGUCCGGGAGCAGUUUGGCGAGGAGGCGGAGAUGGCCUUGGACGUGGUGCUGAAGGAGGGCCAGGCCGCCGCCAGCCACAUCAUCGUGACCUCCGCCCUCAAGCUGAUGGAGGCCGCGGAGAACGCGCCCAGCAGCACCGCCAGCAGCACCUCCGAGCCCCGCCACAUUAGUCAGCGUAACCAGCUCCAGCGUCUUAUCGAGGGACAGUUUCUCCAGCGAUGUCCAGCCCCUCAGAACACCGGCCAGCCCAUCCCUGUUAUGUCCAUCACGGGAGACCUGCUCUAUAGCUUCCCACCUGACCUUCUCGAUCUCAAGUUACUGCAGCAGGAGAUUCAGGUCCGGGCCGCCGCAGCCGCCGCCGGAGCCGCCACUUCAUCCGCCGCGGCCCCCUCAUCCGCCAAGGUCGCCCACCCCGACGCCGAUGUCUUCUGGCGGAUCAACUAUGACAGAUUCCACCUUGAGUUCAGGGACGCAGAGAUUAAGAACAGCAUCGUAAGGCGUGUUGACCCUCUCGCCGGCGAAUGUCUGAACGCACUCCUGAAACUCUCCUACCUCAAGAGCGAUCCCUGGGCCGUCACGCUCAACCCGGUCACCCUAGCCGAGCUCCGCGACACCCUAAAGGACCUGAAGUACCUGGAGCAGUACCUCAGGGUCCUAGAGGAGGAGAGCGGGGGCUGUAUUCGAAGGUACGGAGAUGUUGGUGGCGGGCAGUACCAGGUUCAGAUCGGCGCUGCGUUCAACACCCUCACGCAUACCCUAGUCCACCAGAUCGUACAGGAGCGCCUCGGGGGGAAGGCCGCACGAGUCUUCCGCCUGAUCCACACCCACGGAAUGAUGGAACAGGACCAGGUGGCGGAUGUGGCAAUGAUUAGCAAAAAGGACGCCAACUUGCUAACCUUCCGCUUGGCUCAACACCGCCUCCUGCUCAUCCACGAGGUACGGAAGUCGCUCACUCCGUCACCCGCUAACAAAAUAACCUAUCUCUUCCACGUGGAUACGGAGGGGGUGGUGCGGAUGUGCGUGGAGUGGAUAUACAAGACCCUAUACAAUCUCAUGGUGGAGCGCGAGGCAACUCAGGUGGACAACGCAAGGCUUCUCGACAAGCGUACGAGAGUGGAGUCGAUUGUGGAGAACCUGCGGCAGAGUGGAGGGACGGAGGAGCAGGUGCGGGAGGUGGAGGAGAUGCUGACGGAAGGGGAGGUCCAGCAGGUGGAGAAGGUCACAGCAACACAAGACCGGCUCUUUGACGCGGAGAUCGGGUUAGACGAGACUCUCUUUGUGUUCCAGAUGUUCAUGUACUACCAGAGACAGACGGCUUGACCUGUGACCUGACCUGACCUGACCUCUCCUCCCCCUCCUCCUUUGUCAUUAAGAGUUAUGUACUACCAGAGACAGACUGCUUGACCUGUGACCUGACCUGACCU
This is a messenger RNA of Eriocheir sinensis (Chinese mitten crab), 2901 nucleotides long. It is a transcript of the gene Polr3C, whose product is annotated as DNA-directed RNA polymerase III subunit RPC3-like. Gene Ontology annotation, biological process: DNA-templated transcription. The transcript has 6 exons. Gene Ontology annotation, molecular function: single-stranded DNA binding. Gene Ontology annotation, cellular component: RNA polymerase III complex. The record is from RefSeq and is a predicted model, not a curated record. NCBI's taxonomy places the organism in Eukaryota, Metazoa, Arthropoda, Malacostraca, Decapoda, Varunidae. The coding region runs from base 1196 to 2797 and encodes 533 amino acids.